This is a messenger RNA of Debaryomyces hansenii CBS767, 1494 nucleotides long. It is a transcript of the gene ERG1, whose product is annotated as squalene monooxygenase. Bases 1 to 1494 code for a protein of 497 amino acids. Gene Ontology annotation, cellular component: membrane; endoplasmic reticulum. NCBI's taxonomy places the organism in Eukaryota, Fungi, Ascomycota, Pichiomycetes, Serinales, Debaryomycetaceae. Gene Ontology annotation, biological process: ergosterol biosynthetic process. The transcript has a single exon. The record is from RefSeq and is a predicted model, not a curated record. Gene Ontology annotation, molecular function: flavin adenine dinucleotide binding; squalene monooxygenase activity.
AUGACAAGUGCUAGCAAUAUUUAUGAUGUUAUUGUGGUUGGAGCCGGUGUUGUUGGACCUACUAUAGCAACAGCACUUGCGAGACAAGGCAGACGGGUUUUGAUCAUCGAGAGAGAUUGGUCGACGCCUGAUAGAAUCGUAGGAGAGUUAAUGCAGCCUGGAGGAAUAAAGGCAUUAAAGGAACUUGGAAUGAUUAAGGCUAUUAACAAUAUCGAAGCUAUUCAUGUUGAUGGGUAUUACGUCAAAUAUGGUGAUCAAGUAGUUCGAUUAGACUACCCAGAUAAGCAGGAUGCAAUGAAAACGAACUCUGUUAAGUCAGUACCAGACUGUGUAUUUGACGGUAACGACAAGAUGGCGAGCGAUUAUACAUUGAGUUCGAAAGACUGGGAUGAAGACGAGCGUGUUCGGGGUGUAGCGUUUCACAAUGGAGAAUUUUUAAUGAAUUUAAGAUCGAUGGUUAAAAGUGAACCUAACGUGACAUGGGUUGAAGGAACAGCCACCAAGAUACUUCGGGAUGAAGAAAAUCCUAGCAUAGUUACAGGAGUUGAGGUCAAGCAAAACCAGGCAAAAAAGACAUAUACAGCUAAGUUAACUAUAAGUUGCGAUGGGAUAUAUUCGAAAUUCAGAAAAGAACUUUCGGCCGAAAAUGUACCUAUAAUAGGAUCCUAUUUCGUUGGGUUGAAGCUUAUUGAUGCUAAAUUACCUAUGGUCAACCGGGGACAUGUCAUAUUAGGAUCGCAUGCGCCAAUUUUGAUAUACCAAAUAUCACCACACGAAACAAGAAUAUUAUGUGCUUACAGAUCCACGAAGCCUCCUUCUCAGACGAGCGACGAGUUAUACAAUUACCUUCGUGACGAAGUAUUGCCUGCAUUACCAAAAGAAACUCAACCUUCGUUUGAAAAGGCCUUGGAGACUAGAAAAUUCAGAGCGAUGCCUAAUCAAUAUUUACCUGCAGUAAAACAAGGAAAAGAGACUAAGGGCUUAGUUAUGUUAGGCGAUUCUCUCAACAUGAGACAUCCUUUAACUGGAGGAGGUAUGACUGUCGGCUUAAAUGACAGUGUGUUGCUCGCAAAAUUAUUGCAUCCAAGGUACAUAGAAGACUUCGAUAACCACGAACUUCUAGGCAAACAACUAAGCACUUUCCAUAGAAAACGUAAGAAUCUCGAUGCUGUGCUUAAUACUUUAUCUAUAGCCUUGUACACAUUGUUUGCGGCCGACAGAAAUGCUUUAUUGAUUUUACAAAGAGGCUGCUUCAAGUAUUUCCUCCUCGGAGGUGACUGCGUUUCCGGCCCAAUUGGCUUGUUAUCAGGAAUCCUACCAUUCCCCAUGUUAUUAUUCAACCAUUUCUUCAGUGUGGCCUUCUAUGCAAUUUACUGCAACUUUAUAGACAGAGGCCUCAUUGGAUUCCCUCUAGCCUUGCUUGAAGCAUUUGAUACCAUUUUCACUGCGAUAAUUGUUUUCACACCGUAUUUGUGGAAAGAAUUGGUUUACUAG